AUGGAAGAUAUAUAUCGUAAACUGCCUUGCAGAGAAGAACAGCUGCAUAAUCUACUAGAUUUUUUAGGCGACAGUGAUGAACCUUUACCGGCAAGUUUGUUUAUUAGCGGAAGUAUGGCCACGGGAAAAAGUUUAUGUUUAACAACAGUCUUACAAUAUUUAAACUACAAAUAUGUUUUUAUCGACUGUAUCGAGUGCUAUUCACCGAAAAUUAUGUACGAAGCCAUUCUUACGGGACUCAUUGACGAUCAGAUCGAUGUAAAAUGCGAUUCUUUGUGGGAAUUAGUAAAUAAUCUCAACAAAAUCGGCAAUCAACUAAACUCUUACGAACCUGUUGUUCUCGUAUUCGAUCGAGCGGAGAGACUCCGAAACAUGGAUCAAAACAUAAUGUCUUCAUUUCUACGUUUACGCGAAUUCUGUAACCUCAACAUUUGUACUAUUUUUAUAACGCAUCUCAUUUACGACAAUUUUUACUUCAAAGUGGGCGCGCGGGAGCCGAUAAAACUUUAUUUCCCGAACUACAACAAAGAGGAACUGUUCAAAAUAAUUUUUCUUCAUCAGAAGUCGUUCGUCCGUCAUUUAACGAAUAAUCAUGACGUUAAUAGUGAUAUUAGAGAUGAAUUAGAGAGACCGGAGCUCUUCGCAAACUUUCUUAACGCAUUCUUGAGCGUAUUCUACCGACCGUGUCGCGAUCUAAUUGAAUUACAACACAUGGCGAGAGUAAACUUCGUGAAGUACUGCGAACCGAUCAUUAAGAACGAAAUUAAAUCAAACGAUCUUUCUAAACUUUGGCGGCACAUCGCUUCUAUUUUAAAAACCAGUCUAGAAUUACUGUACUUAAGAAUAAACAACACUAAAGCCUCCACGCAGUCCCCAGACAAAGAAAACAGUGAUGAGCUACAACCACAAUGUUAUAACUUUGAAAAUACUUUAAAGGAAGAGUUACUUUCAACUAAAACUUUUGCACAGAGCUUUGAGUUACCUUACUACGCUAAGUUCCUUUUGAUAGCUGCAUAUUUAGCUAGUUACAACCCACCCAAAGAAGACAAACGAUUAUUUAUGAAGAAUCACGGAAAACAGAGGAAAAAAUUACAGCAAGUUAAAGCAAAAGCAAAAAUCAGCGAGAAAUUAAGUACACAACUAGGACCAAAAGUGUUCACGCUAGACAGGUUGCUGGCGAUAUUCUAUGCUAUAUUGGACGAGAGAAUCGGGUUAACGAGUAACCUUUUAGCUCAGAUAGCAACACUGGUUGAACUUAAAUUAAUCGCAGGCAGUAAGGAAAUUGACUUGGACACAUCUAAAUACAAGUGUAUCAUUGGUUACGAUUUUAUUGCUGCAGUCGCUCAGACUGUUGGUUUUAACGUCAGGAAAUACUUGUAUGAUUUUAUUUAAGUAUUGAAAUGUGAUUUUA
Messenger RNA from Melitaea cinxia (Glanville fritillary), 1411 nucleotides. RefSeq names its product origin recognition complex subunit 5 (gene Orc5). The transcript has a single exon. The record is from RefSeq and is a predicted model, not a curated record. Lineage: Eukaryota; Metazoa; Arthropoda; Insecta; Lepidoptera; Nymphalidae. The coding region runs from base 1 to 1392 and encodes 463 amino acids. Gene Ontology annotation, molecular function: DNA replication origin binding. Gene Ontology annotation, biological process: DNA replication; DNA replication initiation. Gene Ontology annotation, cellular component: nuclear origin of replication recognition complex; nucleus.